This is a messenger RNA of Aedes aegypti (yellow fever mosquito), 2430 nucleotides long. RefSeq lists its product as uncharacterized. Gene Ontology annotation, molecular function: nucleic acid binding; RNA-DNA hybrid ribonuclease activity. NCBI's taxonomy places the organism in Eukaryota, Metazoa, Arthropoda, Insecta, Diptera, Culicidae. The record is from RefSeq and is a predicted model, not a curated record. Bases 1 to 2430 code for a protein of 809 amino acids. The transcript has a single exon.
AUGGCGCUAAAGGACGACGAGAUUCUACGUGUGUUGAAGAAGAGGAAAAACCAUUCAGCACCUGGCCCAAAUGGUCUGUCGUACGCAGUACUCAAGCAGCUAAAUCCGGAAAUGCAGGCGAAAAUCUGCGAAAUGCUUAGCAGAGUAUUUGUGACUGAGGAGAUACCGGAAUCAUGGAGAAUCACCGAGGUAAGGCCAAUCCCGAAGAAAAGUAGUGGUACGGAUCAAAUGAACAAUAUGCGACCCAUUGCCCUGAUGAACAUCGAGAUAAAGCUGAUAAACGCCGUAGUAAAAGACAGGCUCGACGAUAUAACGAUAAUACAGCGUUUGAUACCUGAAUUAUCGUUCGGCUUCAGAAAACACGUAUCUGCUUCCACCUGUGUCAAUUAUGUGGUCAACUCCAUCCAUAAUGCUAAAGAGGCGAAAAAGGAAGUCUUCGUCAUUUUCCUAGACAUCAGCAAAGCUUAUGACUCAGUUAAAACAGAAGUACUUCUGGGAAAACUGGCAAAUGCUAAUAUACCGAAAAAAAUAGUCUCUUGGAUCCACCAAUACCUACGAAGUCGGCGGGUGCAAUUAAAGACGGAGGGAAGUACGAUUGAGAUAGAGGUUUCCGAAGGACUACCGCAAGGUUGUCCUCUAUCCCCCUUGCUUUUCAACCUGUAUACUGCGUCAUUGCACGAGCUCUCAACGGAGGACGUUGAGCUAGUGCAGUUCGCCGACGACUUUGCGGCAAUAGUGACCGCAAACACAGUCGAGGAAGCCGGUGAACGGUGUAACGCUUUCUUAGCCGAAAUACAUGCCAGUUUGACAGCACUGAACCUGAGGGUAAGUCCACAAAAAUCUGCAAUAAUCCCUUUCACCAGGAAACGCACUGACCAUGUGAGAAUUAGGCUACAUGGCGAACGGAUAGAACUUGCCAACACACAUCCAUAUUUGGGUUACGUUUUGGACAGAAAUCUGGCACACAGGAAGCAUAUCGAAUCGGUUACAGACAAAGCAGGGAAGAAGCUCGGACUGAUGAAAAUGCUGUCCAGGAGAUCCAGUGGAGCAAGUCCGGAAACUCUUCUGAAGAUAGGUAACGCAUUGAUCCGAAGUCGCAUGGAGUAUGGGGCCUCCAUAUUUGGAAACGCAGCAGCAACGAACCUGAAUAAGCUUCAAGUUCUUCAGAACGCAUAUAUACGCAGCGCGAUGAAUUACCUCAACAGUACCCCUGUGCACGUGAUGCUAGCCGAAUCAGGACAAAUCCCCAUGGAACAGCGGAUUGACUCGCUAAACAAAAGAGAACUCAUUAGAGCCACGUGGUACAAAACACCUCUAUCGAAGUUCAUAAACAGUACGCUGAACAGAGAAAUGGGUAACGAGUCGCAUCUCACGGAGACAACCGAUAAGAACAUCGAUCUACUAUACCAAGUUCAUCCUGCCGGUCGGGAGAUACCCUUUCUGAUGAGAAUGAGAUAUUUCAUGACGAUAGAUUUCCACAGGAUUGUAAAAACAAUUCUGUCUGAGGACCAGCCGAAAAAGGAAACUGCAAACUCAAUUGUGUGGCAAACACUCUUCAGGGAAGCAAUGGAAACAAAAUACAAACACCACAAUAAACUAUAUACGGACGCCUCUAAAACGACCACGGGUACGGCUUUUGCCGUAUUUGACGAAACGGAUUCGCAUGUUAUCAGCGAGGGGAUAAAUAAUAAUUUUUCCAUAACAAACGCUGAGCUUUUAGGCAUUCUAAAAGCGGUGGAGCUAGCUAAAAACAGGGGGUACAAAAAGACGGUUAUUCUCACGGACUCGAGAAGCGCAUGUGAAAUGCUGCUCAACGCUAGUACCUUUGAAGAAAAUUAUCUGCUUGCGGAAAUCUACAAGGAGUUCUACGACAUGAAAGGAAGAUCAGUUCAAAUCCAGUGGAUUCCAAGCCACAAGGGAAUAGAUGGCAACGAAAAGGUGGAUCAAGAAGCGGUAAAUAAAACAAGAGAACGUCAAACAUUCUUCAAUGGGAUCACCAUGAGUGACGCAAUCAUCCUUAGCAACAACGAAGUCUGGGACAGCUGGACUAAAAAGUACAAAAAGCUUUCCGAUGACAAGGGCAAAUGGCACUUCCAAAUACUAGAAAAGCCAUGCAGGAGGAUUUGGAACAAAAACAUGACAUUGAAUUCGGAGGAAGUCAAAAUCAUUAGCAGAAUCAGAACCGGUCAUUGCUUAACCAAGGAUAGAAAAGCCAAAUGGAAAUGGGAAGAUGACGAACUGUGCGAAUGGUGUGAAACAACCGAGGACCUACACCAUAUACUAUACGACUGCCCACGGUACAACCAGAGCAGAGUUGAAUACCCAUCACUAGAGUAUAUGAAACCACUCGAAACUAUACUAUCAGAAAAAUGUGAAGAAGAGAUGAAACAAAUAGUAAAAUUCCUGAAAGAAAAUAAGAUUCACAUUUAA